CACAGACUCUCCCACUUCUGUGACUUUCCCUAUGGAUACCUGGUUGAGAUGGUCGUACGCAGCAGAGCGAAAGGCUUAUAGCUGUCAGACAAGCAUUUAAGCAAAAUGGUUUUACAGCUGAAAGGUAUUUAAAUCACCGAAGAUGGAAACCAUCUAUUUGUUUUUGUUGAAGGCAAUGUCAUGCUAGCAUCAUCUCAACAACACCGCGAAGAAGUAAAACGCACAUAAAGGACAUCACCAGUUUCCCAACUUAAACCAGAGUGAACAAUGGGGAAAGGAUAUUACAUCAGCAAACAUCUGGCCACUGCAGCCAUGGUGCUGGCCGCAAUAGCCUUGGUGACCAUCAUUGCAUUAUCAGUGGUUUACAAUCGAGAAAAGUCCAAAAACGCAGCAAAAUUCACCAACGCAACUACAUCGCCAGUAUCUCCCACCCCGAAGACUUCCAACGAAGCCUGGGACAAAUACAGACUGCCUGAUACUCUGUCUCCAGAGUACUACAAUGUGACUCUUUGGCCCCGUUUGGUGAGGAACGCCAAUGAGAUGUAUAUUUUCACUGGCAUCUCUGGAGUGAUGUUUACUUGUGUGAAGAAGACAGACCUGAUAUUAAUUCACUCCAACAAGCUGAACUUGACUCUUUUUAAGGGGCACCAUGCAAAACUCACGGGUUUGAGCGGUGUAACGGCUCCGGCCAUAAAGACAACCUGGUUUCAGAUGGAAACUCAUUACCUGGUAAUUCAACUGGAGGGAAAACUGAAGCCUGGCAAGUCCUAUUGGCUCUACACAGAGUUCACAGGAGAGCUUGCUGAUGAUCUGGAGGGUUUCUACAGGAGUGAAUACAUGGAAGAUGGGGAAAAAAAAAUUAUUGCCAUCACUCAGAUGCAGGCCACUUACGCUAGAAAAGCUUUCCCGUGUUUCGAUGAACCUGGCAUGAAAGCUGUGUUUCAUAUCACUCUCAUCCAUGACCUGGAAAUGACAGCACUGUCAAACAGCCAAGAAAUUAAAACAGAAAAUGUCAUCAUCGAUGGAACGAAAAUUACCAGAACGAUAUUUGGACCCACAAAGAAGAUGUCAACAUAUCUCGUCGCGUUUGUUGUCAGUGAUUUCAAGUACAUCAAUGCUAAAGACAAGAAGGGAAUUUUGGUAAGAAUAUGGGCAAGAAAAAAAGCCAUUGAUGAUGGGCAAGGCGACUAUGCGCUCAAAAUCACUCAGCCAAUACUGGAGUUCUUUGAGAAAUAUUACAACACUAGCUAUCCGCUUUCUAAGUCAGACCAGAUUGCAUUGCCUGACUUCAACUCAGGAGCCAUGGAAAACUGGGGUCUUGUCACUUAUAGAGAGACGGCUCUUCUAUACGAUCCGCGGACGUCUGCCAAUGGCAACAAGCAGAGGAUUGUGACUGUUGUUUCUCACGAGCUGGCUCACAUGUGGUUUGGAAACCUUGUGACGCUGAAAUGGUGGAAUGAUCUCUGGCUGAACGAGGGAUUCGCUUCAUACGUGGAGUAUCUGGGCGCUGAUUAUGCUGAGCCCACCUGGAACAUGAAAGACCAGAUGAUUCUUUAUGACCUGCAAAGAGCGUUUGCUGUGGAUAGCUUGACUUCCUCUCACCCCCUCUCCCGAAAGGAGGAAGAGGUCAACACACCCUCAGAAAUCAGCGAAAUGUUCAACACCAUAUCCUACAGCAAGGGAGCCGCAGUGCUUAAAAUGCUCUCUGAAUUCCUGACAGAGCCGGUGUUUGCCAAAGGACUUGGUACUUAUCUGAAGCAGUUUGCUUUUGGAAGCUCAGUGCAUUCAGAUCUCUGGGACCAUCUUCAAAAGGCAUUAGAUCUAACUCCAGGAGUGAAACUACCGUAUAGUGUUCAUGAGAUCAUGAACCGCUGGAUACUACAGAUGGGUUUCCCAGUAAUCACUAUCGACACUCGAACAGGGAACGUCAGCCAAAAGCACUUUCUUCUAGAUCCUGAAGCAGUGGUGGAUAGGAAAUCUGAAUUCAAUUAUGAAUGGUUUGUACCCAUCAAAUGGAUGAAGAAACACCAGGUGCAGGAUCAGCUGUGGCUUCUUCAGAAAUCAGCUCUACACAACCCCAUGAAAGUCAGCAAAAAUGAAUGGGUGCUGGCCAACCUCCAUGUGUCAGGUUACUUCAGAGUGAACUACGACCUUGGGAACUGGGAGCGACUUCUCAGCCAACUGGAGUCCGAUCACCAGGCGAUACCUGUGGUAAACAGAGCUCAGAUUCUGGAUGAUGCAUUUAAUCUGGCAAGAGCAUCCAUUAUAAACAUAACGUUUGCUUUGAGAACAACUAAAUAUCUCUUGCAUGAGCGGGAAUACAUUCCAUGGGAGGCGGCGCUUCGAAAUCUGAACUAUUUUUUCCAGUUGUUUGAUCGCAGUGAAGUUUAUGGUGCCAUCCAGGCUUAUCUUAAGAAACAAGUCAAACCGCUAUUUGAAUAUUUUGGGACUAUCAGCUCAAACUGGACAACAGUUCCCUCUGGCCACACUGAUCAGUUCACACAGAUCAUUGCGCUGUCUCUAGCCUGCAGUACCGGCGUAGAGGGAUGCAGAGAACUAACCAGGAGCUGGUUCAAAAAAUGGAUGCAGAAUCCUCAUAACAACGCGAUUCAUCCCAACCUGAGGUCGACGGUGUACUGUGACGCCAUCGCUGCAGGUGGUGCAGAAGAGUGGAAUUUUGGCUGGCAGAUGUUCCAGAAGGCCACAGUCGCAGCUGAAGCUGUCAAACUGAGAUCGGCUCUGGCCUGCACCAAAGUGCCCUGGUUACUGAACAGGUACCUGGAAUACACUAUGAACCCAGAAAAGAUACGCAAACAGGACGCCACUUCUACCAUUGGGUACAUUGCCAGUAAUAUCAUUGGCCAACCUUUGGCAUGGGACUUUAUCCGGGCAAACUGGGACUAUUUCUUCAAAGCGUACGGCACUGGAUCAUUCACUUUCUCCAGAUUAAUUAGUGACGUCACCUAUAGAUUCUGCACACCAUUUGAACUCAGUCAGUUGAAACGCUUCCAAAAGGACAACGCUGAGACCGGAUUCGGCUCGGGAACUCAAGCGCUGCAGCAGGCCAUCGAGAAGACAAGAGCCAAGAUUAAGUGGCUGGCGGAGAACAAGGAACCGGUUCUGCAGUGGUUCCUCUCAGAAUCAGAGUAAAACUCACAUCUGUGUGCCGUGAGAUCAGAGACGGCUCACAUGAAUUCAUCAUCCUGUAACCUGAUGGAAUGAAAAUGAAUGGAUGCUAACAGCUUUUUGGCAGGAUGUUUUUACCCAAGGAGCAGCCCUCCUGAAGUAACCAGAGAAAUGUCUUGCUCAAGGACACAACAGCACUCUGAUAUUUAACCACUAGAUCACAUCACUCGGAUACAAAUGAGGAUGGAUUUACUUAAGAGACUAUACAAAAUACACUGACAAUGGAUCCCUCAGUAUUGAAAAAGCAGGGAGCCUGAUUCAGAAUUUGUGUAUAAUUAGUGGUGUUGCUAUGUCAAGCAUCACUAUUAUUAUUGUUAUUGCUCAUACUCAUACUCAUCCUGCACAAUUUCUGUUAUGGACAUCAUUGAUACCUCAAAUCAUGCAGGUUGUUCAGAAGAGGUUUGCUAUACAUUUCUAAGCACUUGGAGUGGACUUCAUAGACUUACAUGUAAUCCAAGCCAAUCGUAUAGCUAUGCGCACUCAAAAACAAUUGUGUAUGGGCAACCACACUCAUAUUUUCUUAAUUAAAUGUAAAAUUCUAUUUAGAGUUUUAAUGUUAACUUGCUAUUAUUGACUGGAUUUUGCAUUUUUGUAAAUAUGCGGCCAUUAAAAAGUACAAACAUACACUACAGCUCAAAAUUUUGGGGUCAGUAAGUUUUUUUUAAUUUUUUUAAAAAAAGAAAUUAAGGGCCAGAUUUAUUAAGAGCUUGCGCCAGCGCAAACUGUCUUUUGGCGUUAACAUACUGUAGUAGUACUUUCAGAAUUUACUAAAGACACGCAGUGAAGAAUUAGCACUGAAAAAGCGUGGACACAGUUAUUUUUGCACCUGACCUUACUGAAUAUGCAUUUGUAGGAGUUUCCCUUUCAAACGCAAAAUUUAUGGGAGGAGGGUAUUCAAAUUAAUCACGCAACGCGAUUUACUAACGUUUGCGCUCGUCAAAUUACUGGUAUUUGCGCCAAUAUUUAACGGCCAAAACAAGCAAAAAAGCGCUGCUCUUGAUUGCCAUUAUGGAAAUAAUCUGGCUGCGUCUGUGUUCUUUAAUGUGCACAUUGUUAGUAAAUCACCCACAGAAUUUUUUCCCCUCCUAUCGGCACUUUUAUGGAAUUGCGCUCUAACGCUAAUUUGCCAUGUUUAGUAAAUCUGGCAUUAAUACUUCUAUUCAGCAAGUGAAAUAAACUAAUCAAAGUGACAGUGAAGACGUUUAAAAUAAGUGCUGUUCUUCUGAACGUUAUAUUCAAUACCCUGAAAAAAAAUCAUGUUUUCAAAAAAAAAAAAAAAAAAUUAAGCAUCAAGACUGUUUUCGACAUUGUUAAUAAUCAAAUAUGUUACCUGAGCUGCUAAAAAUUCAGCUUUUCCAUCAGAGGAAUCAAUUACAUUUUAUAAUAUAUUAAAAUGGAAAAUAGUUAUUUUAAAUUGUAAUAAUAUUUCACAGUUUUACUGUAUUUUUAAUCAAAUAAAUGUAGCCUUGGUGGAACUUUUUACUGACCACAAACUUUUAAAUGGUGGUUGUGGUAGGAGGUAACUGUUUUCUAAGGCCUUUUUUUGAUACCUGUACAUCUGUCUUUUUUCUCUUAAAUAAAUAAGUUGCAGAAACAUUUUGAAAUCAUUA
Molecule: messenger RNA, 4796 nt
Organism: Onychostoma macrolepis
Lineage: Eukaryota; Metazoa; Chordata; Actinopteri; Cypriniformes; Cyprinidae
Gene: anpepa
Product: alanyl (membrane) aminopeptidase a
Exons: 23
Coding region: 268-3150 (960 amino acids)
Biological process (GO): proteolysis; peptide catabolic process
Cellular component (GO): cytoplasm
Molecular function (GO): metalloaminopeptidase activity; zinc ion binding; peptide binding
Source: RefSeq, a predicted model, not a curated record